UCAUCUGUGACUCUUUGGAAGAUCAUGUUUCUGGAGUUGGGAUCAGGUGCCCCCUGGGCUACUUUCCAUGUGGCAAUAUCUCCAAGUGCUUGCCCCAACAACUUCACUGUAAUGGUGAGGAUGACUGCGGGAAUCGGGCUGAUGAAGACAACUGUGAAGACUACAAUGGAUGGUCUCUGCAAUUUGAUAAACAUUAUACAAAGGAGAAAUACAAUAAAAUGAAAUCUCUGCAUGCAUUUCAGGCAAAGACACCCGAGUGCUUGGCUGGUGCUGUGCCAGCAGAGUGUACCUGUCAAAGGCUGGAGAUCUUCUGUGAUGCUGCCAAGUUGCGUGCUGUCCCAUCAGUCUCUUCAAACAUAACCAUAAUGUCUCUCCAGAGGAAUCUGCUAAGGAAACUUUCUGCUGACACUUUCAAGAAAUACCAAGACCUUAAAAAUCUGUAUCUUCAAAAUAAUAAAAUCAGAGCUGUAUCUGAACGUGCAUUUAAAGGUUUAUACAACUUGACAAAAUUAUACCUAAGUAACAACAAGAUAUCUAGUUUGAAGCCUGGUGUCUUUGCAGAUCUCCACAGACUUGAAUGGCUGAUAAUUGAAAAUAAUAGGAUAAAUCGGAUCUCUCCAUUAACAUUUUAUGGACUCAAAUCACUUAUUCUCCUAGAGAUGAUGAAUAAUUCUCUUGCUCAUUUGCCUGAUAAACCUCUGUGCCGAUAUAUGCCAAGACUAAACUGGCUAGACCUUGAAGGCAACCAUAUCCAUCAUGUAAGAAAUGUCACUUUCAUCUCCUGCAACACUCUAACUGUACUGGUGCUGAGAGAAAAUAAAAUCAGCUCUUUAAGUGAAAACAGCUUUUCUUUUCUCCAGAUGUUAGAUGAAUUAGAUUUGGCUAGCAACAAGAUUGAAUCACUUCCUCCAUAUGUAUUUAAGGAUCUAAAGGAGCUUUCACAACUGAACCUUUCUUACAACCCCAUCAAGAAAAUACAAGUAGACCAGUUUGAUUUUCUAAUUAAACUCAAAUCCCUUGGAUUGGAAGGCAUUGAAAUUGCAAACAUCCAGAGAAGAAUGUUCAGACCACUGAGAAACCUUUCUCACAUAUAUUUUAAGAAAUUCCAGUACUGUGGAUAUGCCCCUCAUGUGCGCAGCUGUAAGCCCAAUACUGAUGGGAUUUCAUCCCUUGAGAAUCUUUUAGCCAGCAUCAUACAGAGAGUGUUUGUCUGGGUUGUGUCUGCUGUCACCUGCUUUGGAAAUAUUUUCGUUAUCUGCAUGAGGCCUUAUAUCAGAUCAGAGAAUAAGCUCCACGCCAUCUCAAUAAUGUCUCUCUGCUGUGCUGACUGUCUGAUGGGAAUAUAUUUAUUUGUGAUUGGAGCUUUUGAUCUUAAAUAUCGCGGCGAAUACAACAAGCACGCUCAGUUGUGGAUGGACAGUAUUCAUUGUCAAUUGGUUGGAUCGCUGGCUAUUCUGUCUACAGAGGUGUCAGUCUUACUGUUGACUUACCUGACUUUGGAAAAAUGCAUCUGCAUAGUUUAUCCUUUUAGGUGUUUAAAGCCCAGAAAAUGCAGGACAAUUUCCAUGUUGGUUCUUAUCUGGAUAAUUGGGUUUGCUGUUGCUUUUAUCCCACUGAGCAAUAAGGAAUUUUUCAGGAACUACUAUGGCACCAACGGUGUCUGUUUUCCUCUUCACUCAGAACAAGCAGAAAGUGCAGGAAGUCAGAUUUAUUCUGUUGUCAUUUUCUUAGGUGUAAACUUGGCAGCUUUCAUCAUCAUUGUGUUUUCCUACGGGACUAUGUUCUACAGUGUUCACCAAACAGCUAUUACAGCUACUGAAAUUAAGAAUCAUGUUAAAAAAGAGAUGGUCCUUGCUAAACGUUUUUUCUUCAUUGUAUUUACUGAUGCACUAUGUUGGAUACCCAUUUUUGUUUUGAAACUCCUUUCUUUACUUCGGGUAGAAAUACCAG
Nestor notabilis (Kea) is the source of this 1950-nucleotide messenger RNA. It is a transcript of the gene RXFP1, whose product is annotated as relaxin/insulin-like family peptide receptor 1. Gene Ontology annotation, cellular component: membrane. Lineage: Eukaryota; Metazoa; Chordata; Aves; Psittaciformes; Psittacidae. The record is from RefSeq and is a predicted model, not a curated record. The annotation marks the transcript as partial. Gene Ontology annotation, biological process: G protein-coupled receptor signaling pathway. Gene Ontology annotation, molecular function: G protein-coupled receptor activity; protein binding. The transcript has 16 exons.